Messenger RNA from Anopheles merus, 1861 nucleotides. RefSeq names its product ADP,ATP carrier protein 2. NCBI's taxonomy places the organism in Eukaryota, Metazoa, Arthropoda, Insecta, Diptera, Culicidae. The record is from RefSeq and is a predicted model, not a curated record. Gene Ontology annotation, cellular component: mitochondrial inner membrane. Gene Ontology annotation, biological process: mitochondrial ATP transmembrane transport; mitochondrial ADP transmembrane transport. The coding region runs from base 151 to 1053 and encodes 300 amino acids. The transcript has 4 exons. Gene Ontology annotation, molecular function: ATP:ADP antiporter activity.
CGGACGUCACUCUCUGUCCUGCGAUCUUUAAGUAAGGAUCCCACUCCCAGCAAGCCGCGAUCUCGUGCAGCCAGCAGCAGCAGCCUACCGAAAGUCGUAAAAGGAUACCUUUUAUCCUACCCACCUUAACUCAAUACAACCACACCAACCAUGCCGGGACUUUCGGAUCCAGUCGCGUUCAUCAAGGACUUUGCCGCCGGUGGCAUCUCGGCCGCAAUCUCCAAGACGGCCGUCGCCCCGAUCGAGCGCGUCAAGCUGCUGCUACAGGUGCAGCACAUCUCGAAGCAGAUCGCCGAAGCCGACCGGUACAAGGGCAUGGUCGACUGCUUCGUGCGCAUCCCGCGGGAGCAGGGCUUCUCCGCCUUCUGGCGCGGCAACCUUGCCAACGUCAUCCGUUACUUCCCGACGCAGGCCCUCAACUUCGCGUUCAAGGACAAGUACAAGCAGGUGUUCCUGGGCGGUGUCGACAAGAACACGCAGUUCACGCGCUACUUCAUCGGCAACCUCGCCUCGGGCGGUAUGGCCGGUGCCACCUCGCUAUGCUUCGUCUACCCGCUUGACUUCGCCCGUACCCGUCUGGCCGCUGAUGUCGGCAAGGGUGCGGAGGCGCGUGAGUUCAAGGGUCUCGGCGAUUGUAUCUCGAAGAUCUUCAAGACUGACGGUCUGGUCGGUCUGUACCGAGGCUUCGGCGUAUCCGUCCAGGGUAUCAUCAUCUACCGUGCCGCCUACUUCGGCUUCUACGAUACUGCCCGUGGCAUGCUGCCGAACCCGAAGACGACACCGUGGUACGUGAGCUGGGCCAUCGCCCAGUGCGUGACCACCGUCGCCGGUAUCGUCUCCUAUCCGUUCGACACCGUCCGUCGUCGCAUGAUGAUGCAGUCCGGCCGCGCCAAGUCCGAGAUAGUGUACAAGGGCACGCUUCACUGCUGGGCCACGAUCGCCAAGCAGGAGGGUACCGGUGCCUUCUUCAAGGGCGCCUUCUCGAACGUGCUCCGCGGUACUGGCGGUGCAUUUGUGCUGGUGCUGUACGAUGAAAUCAAGAAGGUCCUGUAAAUUCUUCCACCCCUAACUGUAACCUUUCACCAACCUUCCAACGACAACGCCAAAACAAAGCCCCCUAUUUCCCGUUUUGAUGAUUCCCUUCCCUAGCUUAAAAUUCCCUCCAUUCCAAUUGCCCAACUCCGAUUUCCAUCGUACAGGGCGCGCCCAAUUCCAACGAACUCAAAUGCCCCCCCAACAACACUCGGAUAUUGGCGUAUGAGUUGCAAAAAAAAAAAAAUGGACCGCUUUUGCUGGUUGUAAACCGGACUCGAUCUAGUACAUGCACUUGCAAAAACCCCCCACUCCAUCGAAGCGAACAGUAAAGUGUGUGUUCUUUCGAGCCCGAUAGUGUGCCGUAGCGAAUGUGUGUGUGUGUUUCUGCUGCAUGUACUUCAUGGUGUUCUGCGCGAUCCUUCGCGGGGGGGUUUGGGAUAGGGCUUCCAACUAGUGCAGUUUACACGCGGGACACUACAAUACACUACGGCAAACGACUCAAACCACUCAACAACUACGCCGCUGUUAACUUGAACUGAAGCUUCAUCCUACCCUUACGACCUAAUCCUUUGUAAAACCGAACAAAAACCCCCGAACCACGCGAUCGCGAUGUUUUAUUCGCGAUCGUUUCAUAUGUGUAGAUAAAGCAGGAGUGAUGAGAGAAUGAGAGAGAGAAAGAGUUUCCUAGCAAGCUCUGCGCAUUAGACGUUAAAGAGAAAGACAUUUUUGCAGCAUGCAGGCAGGUGUCACGACGAACAUGCCAUGCGGAAAAAGGGAAGUAAACUAUUGACGAAAAACUACCAAUAAAAAUCAAAAUACUUAGUAA